Messenger RNA from Oenanthe melanoleuca, 538 nucleotides. RefSeq names its product S100 calcium binding protein A13 (gene S100A13). Gene Ontology annotation, molecular function: RAGE receptor binding. The transcript is spliced from 3 exons. Lineage: Eukaryota; Metazoa; Chordata; Aves; Passeriformes; Muscicapidae. Gene Ontology annotation, biological process: positive regulation of cell population proliferation; positive regulation of canonical NF-kappaB signal transduction. Gene Ontology annotation, cellular component: perinuclear region of cytoplasm. Bases 177 to 491 code for a protein of 104 amino acids. The record is from RefSeq and is a predicted model, not a curated record.
GUCCGGCCUCGCCAGGAAACCCAACACCGGCACCGGGGGGACAAAGGCUGCGCUGUCCCCUCCUGCGGCGCGGCUAUAAAACCUCCCCAAACCUCCCCAAACCUCCCCAAACCUCCCCAAACCUCCCCAAACCUCCCCAGACCUCCGGGGGUCGCAGCGAGGGCGUGUCCGGUGCCAUGGCCACGGGCGAGGCGGGCGAGGCGGGCGAGCUGGGCGAGCUGACGGAGCUGGAGGUGGCCAUCGAGCGCAUCGUCACCGUGUUCGCCACCUUCGCGGCCAAGGAGGGCAGGAAGGGCUCGCUGACCGCGGGCGAGUUCAAGGAGCUGGUGCGGCUGCAGCUGCCCAACCUGAUGAAGGAUGUGCCCUCGCUGGAGGAGAAGAUGAGCGAGCUGGACGUGAACAACGACGAGGAGCUGAGAUUCGGGGAGUACUGGCGGCUGAUCGGGGAGCUGGCCCGGGCCAUGCGCAGGGAGAGAGCGGCCAAAAAGUGAAAUCCGGAGGCUCAAACCCCAAUAAACGAGGUUUUCCUGAGCCUGAA